Molecule: messenger RNA, 1650 nt
Organism: Porites lobata
Lineage: Eukaryota; Metazoa; Cnidaria; Anthozoa; Scleractinia; Poritidae
Source: the annotation of a GenBank genome assembly
AUGGAUAAUAACUCAAUCAUUCAGUGCCCCCCUGGUUGCAGGCUUUUGCUGGACAAUUCUUCGCAUUUUGCUCACUCUGAAUACAAUGGUAGCUUUUGUCGAAUAAAUGCUACUGUUCUGAAGUACUCUUGCCUGCGCUGCCCGACAGGUUUUUACAGCAUUUCACGUGCAACCUCUCGAGGACUGAUAUUGAACAGAACAGUAAAAUGUCAGCGAUGCCCGUUCGGUGCCAAUUGUGUCAAAAGAAAUAUAGUAGCCAAACUAAACUUUUGGGGUCAUCUAAAUGGUUCAUCUGACCCACCAUCACUGACGUUCACUGCCUGUCCAGAGCAUUAUUGUCGAAGUCCAGGCCCAGGCGCAAGCGGUUAUAACAGUUGCUCAGGGAACAGAAGAGGAAUUUUGUGUGGUGAAUGCAUUCCAGGAUACAGUGUAACUCUUUUCACACCAGAAUGUCGUAAGGAUGAAGAAUGUGACAACUAUUGGUUCUGGGUAUUGACAUUCUUAUUAACGAUUAUGUUAUCGUUAUACCUAUUAAGAAAACCCCCUACUCUAAGCUUUCUCGUCAAUCAGAUUAUUUGGUUUAGCAAGAAAGAAAGCCAACGGGACGACAGCGCGUCACAUCAACACAAUCCCCACACAGAUAACGCCUACAUAAAAAUAACUUUUUAUUUCUAUCAAGCCGCUGAACUUUUGAUUGUUGGAUGCAAAGAAUGCCUUCUGAAAAAGGUGCCAUACAUGUAUGCAGUUACCGCCGCGUUCAACUUUAAACUACGCACCCUCAAUGAAGGUUUGGGCUGCCCUUUUGCUGGGCUAACAUCUGUGACAAAGCAAUUGGUUCUUUCUGGUACCGUUUUCUUGACAAUGGCUGACAUCGCUCUCAUUUAUUUCGUCCAUUGUGUUAUCAACAUGAUAACGCGCAACCAGAAGCCAUUCCUCUUCCAUUACAUGGCCGUCAUCAUAGAAGUGUUGCUGUUAGGUUACGAAAGACUGGCUGAAACUUGCCUCAAACUGAUGACCUGUGUCUCAAUCGGAUCUGAACUGCGGCUUUUUAUCGAUGCAAAUGUUACAUGCAUGCAGUGGUGGCAGUAUCUCGUUCUCGCCUGCAUUGCGGUGUUUAUUGUCGCCUUCAUUAUUGUUCUUUACUUCGGAUCAUCCAAGCUUUACAAGGCUUCAAUAACGGCGACUGAAUUUCUUGCUGCGUGCGUGCUUCCAUUGCCAUUUCUUGUCUAUUGGCUUCGUAAGAAAGCCCAGAAACAACCUGGGAAUGAGUCUCUUGAAGCAAAAGUUGUUAACAAAGAUAUCAUGGAAGUACUUCAUGGUCCUUUCCGUCCACCUAAGAGCGACGAUAAAGGGACACUCUACUGGGAGAGCGUGCUGAUUGGCCGAAGAUUCAUUCUCCUAGCUUGUCACUCGUUUAUAACAAGCCCAAUGCUGCGAAUGAUCGCCAUGGCUACAGCUUGCACUCUGAUAGCGCUCCACCAUGUAUCAAAGAAUCCAUUUCGAGAUCCAAUGGCCAACGGAGCCGAGACAUUGUCCCUUACUGCUUUGAUAGUAAUUUCCAUUAUCAAUCUUACCAAGGCAACCCUGAUAUCAUUUGGCAUCUCAAUCACUGGGCCUUAUAAAUUAUCUGGAAACCAUGGAGUGUUUUGA